Messenger RNA from Cajanus cajan (pigeon pea), 622 nucleotides. RefSeq names its product basic blue protein. The record is from RefSeq and is a predicted model, not a curated record. NCBI's taxonomy places the organism in Eukaryota, Viridiplantae, Streptophyta, Magnoliopsida, Fabales, Fabaceae. Gene Ontology annotation, cellular component: plasma membrane. Gene Ontology annotation, molecular function: electron transfer activity.
AUAAAAUCCUUCCUUAAGUCUCUGUUUCGAUCAGAAAAGCAAAAAUGGCUGAAGGAAGAAGCAUUGGUGCAUCAAUGGUAUUGUUGUGUGUGUUGGUGCUUUAUUCUGAGAUGGUUUAUGCAGAAACCUACGUGGUUGGGGAUGCAGCUGGUUGGACCUUUAAUAGCAGUCAUUGGCCUGAUGGAACGAGUUUUAAGGCUGGAGAUGUACUAGAAUUCCAUUAUCCUCCAUUGAUGCACGACGUGGUGCAAGUGGACGAGUUAGGAUACAACACAUGCUUUCCUGUAUUAGGAAGAUCAACUUUUCAUUUUUCAGGAAAUGAUCGCAUCGUGCUUUCUUCAGGAACCAACUACUUCAUCUGCGCCGUUCCUUUUCACUGUCAAGAAGGAAUGAAAAUUGCCGUCAAUGCUGCAUGAUAUUAUAAUAAGUACUUAUAGUUAUCUAUGUAUUUUAAUUUUGCUAAGCAUUUGCACACCUCUCUUUUAUAUUUUAAAAUUACCCCUCUUUUUUUAACACCUUGAAUGAAGAUACAUAUCAUUCAUUUUAGAUGAUUGCUAUAAAAAAAAAAGGUGAAAAAAUAUGUGCCAAUUUAUGUUUAACAAGGAUCACUUCUGUCUAAAUA